GUCAGUCGAUUUCAGUCGGCCGUGCGGCACACACACUCGCAACGCGCUUUUCAGCCAGCUCAAUUCAGCUCCGGAUUCCGCUUGCCACCAGCUUUUGAACGCGUCAUUAAUCGCAUCGUGUGACAGGAGCCUCGAAUCAGUUUUCCCAGCAACGCGCGCACUUUUCCCGCUUUUGACCACCGAUUAAGGUCUCUUGUUCUUUCCGCCUUAUCGCUUCGUCCUGUGCGUUUGCAUUUUAAUGUUUGCUUAAGCAUUCCGUUUCGGUGUCAAAAUCCAAAAUCCAAAAUCCGGCCAAACCAAUCCCGGCGAUAAGAAAAACCCUGGCCUGGCAAACGGAGAGCUCAACGCGGAAUUGUUCGACACAAAAGUGAAUUACAAAUCAAUUGAGAAAGCCCUCGGCAGCGAGACAUAGAGCACACAUCGAAUCCAAUUCAAAAGUGAGGCACUAGGAAGAAAAAAAAAAAACAGUCCCGCAUGAGUAACAGCGCCAUGGUGGCCGUGGCCAUAUGCUGCAUCCUCGUCCUGCUGGCCGUCUUCAUCGUGAUCAUCAUAGUGGUCGGCCAGACCAUCGAGGAGCCCAAAUGAGACAUGCUCCAGCUGGGACCUGGCAACUUCCCAGAUGGAUAACAGAGGCCCCCACAAAAUUGUUAGUUUGUUGGGGCCGCCAGCAAAAAUUUCGUUGCCACCUCAUCAGCAUCUGCAGCAUCCGCAAAAUCAUCAUCAACAUCAUUUUCACGCGGCUGAAAAAUUAGCAGAGGAAACAGAAGGAUCAGGAGGAGGAGAAGGAGAACCAGGAGAGGAGAGGAGUGGAGUGGAGUGGAGUGGAGGAAAUGCGUCCCAUCGUCAGUAUCCAUUGGCUGUGAUGUGAAAUUUUUUGAAUUUGUGAAGCAAAAAUCAAUCGAGAAACCAACCAAACACAAAAGGAGCUACUAAAUUUUGGAACAUUCCGCAUCCUAAGAACACACACAUCUUCAUGUAGCAUUUCUGUGUGUUAAGUGUUGUUAAUAUAAAUGUAUAUAUAGAUACACAAUCUAUACAAAAUACAAAAUACAAAAAUAUAUAGAUAUCUAGACAUACUUACGUAAUUAUAUAUGAAUAUAUAGAUAUAUAUAUAUAUAUAUAUGUGUGUAACCCAACCGUCGUAAAGUUGCGUUCUUUUUUAUAAAAGUGUUGUUAACAAACCGAUUUUUAUUGAUGUUUUAAUGAUGUUGAAUACAACAUAUACGAGUAUAUACAUGCAUACACACACGAAAGUGGAAUAAGUUUACAUUAAAAGUCCAGCGAUGUAAGAAUUGAUGAGCGGAAACCCAAGAAGCCGUAAAGGAUGCAAAGGAUUAUGGAAUCGAAGGAGCAGGACAAUAGGGAAUGCAACUGGAGAGCUCAAUUGUUUAUUAUACCCUAAGAUCAUAUCAAUUCGGAAUGAUGCCAGCAAUUGCACUUGUUAAUUGCACAGUAAUGAAGGUAAAUCCCUUGCGGGAUUGUCAGCGGGAUAACUGGAGCAUAGAUAUAGCUACCUAAAUAAAUGGAAGAUAUGGAUUAUAGAACAGAGGAGAUAUGCAUUUUAUAUAUCAAAAAACUUUUGGAUAAGUUUUACGUGUACGUGUACCUAGGAGUAGCCAAAUCUCGUGUAUACAAUAUAAGCUGUUAUCAACUAUGAAACUUACUCACUUGAAACCAAAUGAACUAGGCAACUUUAAACCCCACAAACUGUAAUUUAAUUGAACCCCAACCAAACAAACAACUACUCCAAUUAAAUCAAUUCAACGCAGAACGUACGUGCGCUGUAAUGGAUAAUAAAGAAAAAAAAAACAACAACUUCCGCUCAAUUCGACUCAAUUCAGUUUUAAUCAAUGCAAAUGCCAGACUCAGCGAACACAAUAUUUAACAAAUGAUCAACGCGCGGCGCAUAAAUUAAUAUAUUAAUUAAAUACAAACAUCAACAAAAGUGACCAAAGUCAGAGAAGAGUAAAGAGUGUGAUCAGACAUUCGUGUCGCGGAUCGGCGGACCCCAGAAUGGCAGCUUCUCGGCCCCGCUGCUGCACAACCAUCGCAAUCACUCGCGCCAAUGCCUCUACACCUUCCUAGCAGGACCUGGUCAGCGUGUCGAAGUAGUUUUUAAAUCGUUUAAUUUAAGAGGAAGUCCGCCAGACGGUUCGGCCGUCGGUGAAUUACCAAGUUGUGUUCAUGAGUACAUGGAUAUCUACUCGGAGGUGCAGUCGUCGGAGCCAGCGGAACUGAUCAAUUCGCCAUUCGGUGGCCGCUACUGCGGCACCAUUCCGCCGCGUCGUCGCAUUUCCAUGUAUCGUGCAGUUGCGAUUUCUUUUUUUAGCAACAAGAACGUGACCACGGACCUGUUCGAGGGCACGUUUAGGUUUAUAAAUGCAUCGGAAUAUGAAAUUGGCAUACCCAUUGCGGGAUCGCCAUGUUCCUACACGAUAACGCCCAGCAUGAGCGUCAACAAAACUGGUGCGCUCAUAUCGCCAACCUAUCCAGGUGCCUAUCCGAAGGAUAUGUCAUGCACAUAUCAGUUUCUUGGUGAAUCGAAUCAGAGGGUUAGAUUAGAGUUUCGGGAUUUUGAUCUAUUUUUUGGUGGACCACACUGCCCAUUUGACUAUGUGAAAGUGUACGAUGGUCCAGAUAAUUCGUCAGCAUUAAUCGGUACAUAUUGCGGGCAGCAAAGAAACUUAGUUUUGUAUUCGAGCGAGUCGAGCCUUUUUGUUCAUUUUUAUACGUUAUCGCGCACCGCAAAUACCCAAAAUCGUGGCUUUAAAGGAAUUUAUGAAUUUAGCGAGAGUUUUGUUAAAUUAGAUUUUAUACGUGAAAAUGAUGGCAUUCACAUACGUGGCUCAGAAUGUGAUCAAAAGAUUUUAUCGAAGAAGGAAUCCACUGGCUUUGUGCUCUCACCCAACUAUCCCUAUCCCUAUAUACCAAAAACUGUGUGUAGAUAUUUCAUCUAUGGCAUGCAGGAUGCCCAGCAUCUGGAGCGUGUGCGUCUGGAGUUUAACGCUUUCAAUAUACCUAAGGUGGAGCACAAGGACAAGAGCGAGUCCAACUGCACGGACGGCUAUCUAAAGAUCUAUCUGAAGGGCCAGGAGACGGCCGAUGCCUACGACAAGUUUGACUACGAGUUGUGCGGCAAUGAGACGCAACGGGUGAUCAGCGAGGGGCCACGGUUGGCCAUGGUCUUUAGUUCGGGUGAGCUGCAGGGUCGUGGCUUCAAGGGCAAGUACACCUUCGAGACGGAGUACAAGAUACCGGGCACGGCGGCACCGGAUGGCACCUGCAGCUUCACCUACGUGAGCAGUUCCAAGAAGCGCGGCGAACUGAACAGUCCGAGAUACCCCUCCAAUUAUCCCUCGGACACGAAUUGCUCAUAUCUCUUUCUGGCCGAGGCCGAUGAGCAGGUGACCAUUGUGUUUGACCACUUCAAGAUCAAGGCGGACAACAAUGCCAACGCCACCGCCGGAGCAUACGGCUCUGGUGCUUGCUUCGAGGACUGGCUGGAGAUGUAUGUCGUCUAUCGGGAUAACAACGACCGCCUGCUAGGCCGCUACUGCGGUCAGACAGCCCCCGGACCCGUCGAGAGCCCGCGGGGAGCGGUGGGGCUGCGUAUCACCCUACACACGGACCAGGAGAGCGUAGCCAGCGGCUUCAAGGCCCGUUACUUCUUCGAGUCGGCCAAAUCGGAUGCCGGCGACUGUGGCGGCAACUUCAGCAACCAGGACUCGGGUCUCAUCACCUCGCCCAACUGGCCGGCGGGCUAUAAGGCACCUGGUCGGGGCAUGGCCUCCAACGCCUGCAACUGGGUGAUGAAGGCACGCCCCGGCUACAAGCUGUCCAUUCACUUUGAGCAGUUCGGCCUGGAAGGAGACCCAGCCAAUCGCGGCUGUCCUGCCGCUGUGCUGCGGCUGUGGAUGAACGUGGACUCCGACCAGCCGCCGCUGGAGCUGUGUGGCGAGAAGCCGCCCGUGGAGCAGUGGCACUAUACCUCCACUGGCCAGACGGCGCGCAUCAGCUUCACCACCAGCGACAAGACAGUGGGUGCCCAGGGCUUCCGCAUUGUGUGGACCGAGAUACAGGACUCCGGUCCGGGUCCGCCGUCCGUGGGUCUGCACUGCGAAUCGACGUACCAUUUCCAGUGCGGAGCCGGAUACUGCAUCUCCGAUAAGCUGCGAUGCGACGGGGUCAAGAAUUGCGGACCCGGCGACGAUACUGACGAAUUGCACUGUACCACGGAAGCGGCCGAGGAGGACUACGACGUCCUAAUUAUAAUAACGCUUCUCGUCGUCUCGUCCCUAAUCUGUCUCCUAUGCAUACUCUGUCACUCCAGAAGAAGCCGUAGAAACCAUGUCCGCCAACUGGGCCUACAUCGGAAUGCACAUUACGACUCGCAGACCAGUGCCACGGCGGGUCUCAGCUCCAGUCGCAGGCAUCUGCAGAGUGGUGGCGCCAGCAUUGCUGGCAGUUUGCAUGGGAUCAACAGCGGCAACCUGAUCAUUCCGCCCGCUCCACUUCCGCCAACCAGUGUACCGCCGCCGCCACACAUCUGCAUCGCCGGCGUGGACAUGGGAAUGGGUAUGGGUAUGGGACACGGAUUGAUGUCCAACGGGGAGGACGACGACGACGAUCUGGAGCUCGACGAGGACCAGCUGGACGCGGACAUUUUCAUCAACGAUGUGCACUUCGAUGAGGACAACAUCGAUCAUGUCAACCAAAUGGCGAACGUCUAACGAUGGUUCGGUGCAGUUUUAGGCACUUUUAUCGCAACCUUCAGUUUCGGUUUUAAAACGCAUUUAGAAUAAGGCUAUCUACAUACAUAGGUAAUGGCGAACGAAGCAACUUUGCAGAGCAAGAACAGUAGAUUACACACACUCCCACAGUGCAAACUGACACGCAGACACAGGAUACAGUGAAACACGAGUACAGUAAAACCGAGAGGCGAGCAGAAACAGAAAUUCAAAAGUUAACAAUACCUAAAAGACAAGAAAUUAUGCAAAAAUGCGAAUUGAUUAAGACGUAAAUUUAAUAGCGAGCGAAACGGGAUGGCUAGUAGCAUUAGAGAUGGGACAGAUAGAGCGGAAUCUAAGCUAAUUAAGUACAGUAGGGCGAGCAUAUUGUAGUUGCGAUAACACGAUUAGCCAGCAGCGUUUCACAUAGGGAAUGAUAGGCGAUGGAUGAAUAAGAAACCAAUAACAGCUACAUUUAAUAACUAUAUUAUACACAUAGCGAAAUACGUACGGCGGAGCGGAGAGAGCGCACAAAAAGCACAGACCGAUGGGCGGAUGUGAAGAAAGCAACAAGAAGCCGUGCGGCGGAAACGGAAACGAGCCAAAAAUAGUGGACCGGAAGUGCAUGUACGAAUCAUUUUCAUAGCCACAAGAGACCGCAGAAAAGACGAAAAAUAAAAUAAAGUUGUUGAUUUUUAUAUUUGAUACGAGUAAUAUUUAGGUGAAGCAUAAAUUGAAUUAAUUAUACAACAGAAAAAACGAAGACGAAAUAACGUUGAU
Messenger RNA from Drosophila melanogaster (fruit fly), 5507 nucleotides. RefSeq lists its product as uncharacterized. The record is from RefSeq and is marked reviewed. Lineage: Eukaryota; Metazoa; Arthropoda; Insecta; Diptera; Drosophilidae. The transcript is spliced from 15 exons. The coding region runs from base 475 to 585 and encodes 36 amino acids.